Messenger RNA from Pseudoliparis swirei, 473 nucleotides. RefSeq names its product zinc phosphodiesterase ELAC protein 1-like. Gene Ontology annotation, cellular component: nucleus. The coding region runs from base 70 to 441 and encodes 123 amino acids. NCBI's taxonomy places the organism in Eukaryota, Metazoa, Chordata, Actinopteri, Perciformes, Liparidae. Gene Ontology annotation, molecular function: 3'-tRNA processing endoribonuclease activity. The transcript is spliced from 4 exons. The record is from RefSeq and is a predicted model, not a curated record.
CCCUCACCGCGGGGCCUCGGCGCUGGUGCUGCGGACAGAAGGGGAGGGGAGGGAACCCAGACCCAACUGAUGAAGAGCCAACUGCGAGCCGGUGGGAUCACCAAGGUGUUCAUCUCUCACCUGCACGGGGACCACCUGUUGGGCCUGCCCGGCCUCCUCUGCACCGUGAGCCUCAACACCAACGCGGAGCAGCAGCCCCCGAGCUGUGUGGAGGUCUACGGGCCGCGGGGGCUCCGCCACUUCUUACGGGUGGCCCUCGGCCUCACGGGGUCCCAGCUGCUCUUCCCGUAUGCAGUCCAUGAGCUGGAGCCCACAGCGGACCAGAGUCCAGAAGAGGGACGCCUCAGCCCGGAGGUGACCGCGGCGCCCUCCGCACCCACAGGAGCAGCCGGGCCGGACCGUGGUCCUGGACGCCUCCAGCGACUCCUACCUCCUCUUUGAGGACCGGAGGUUCGUGGUCAAGGCCUUCAGGC